Molecule: messenger RNA, 616 nt
Organism: Rhopilema esculentum
Lineage: Eukaryota; Metazoa; Cnidaria; Scyphozoa; Rhizostomeae; Rhizostomatidae
Source: RefSeq, a predicted model, not a curated record
UGCAUUGCAGGGCAUCAAAAUCUAGCGCGCUGGUUGCAUUGUUGCAUGAAGAAAACAUGGCGUCGAGUAGUGGCCCUGACACAGACCCGGAGGAUGCAUUGAAAGAGCAGAAAGGAGAAAGCGACCCAUAUAGGACCAUUGAAAUAAAUGAUGAUGACACAGAGGUUGACUUGACCCAUGGUGGACUUGAGAAAAUAGAAGGAUUAGAGAAGUUGUAUCAAGUAGUGGUUCUUUGUCUUAGAAGAAAUAAAAUCAAAAAGAUUGAAAACUUAGAGUCAUUGACAACAUUGACGGAGCUAGACUUCUAUGACAAUCUUCUUACUGAAAUUGAAAAUGUGGAUACUUUGGUUAAUCUUGUAACUCUGGAUUUUUCUUUUAACAAGAUUCGAAAAAUAAGAAAUAUUGGCACACUUGUGAAGCUUGAAAAUUUGUUUUUUGUUAACAACAAAAUCAGCAAGAUUGAGAACUUGGCAUCGUUUACAAAUCUUACGAUGUUGGAAUUUGGAUCUAAUAGAAUAAGGAAACUGGAAAAUCUAGACUCGCUUACAAGUCUCAAGAGGUUGUUUGUUGGAAGAAACAAGAUAACAAAGUUAGAAGGAAUAGGCAAUCUGAAAAA